AUGGGCACGGGUCAACUGAUUAAUAUGGAAAAGUCCUCAGUGUUCUUCAGUAGAAAUGUGAAGCAAGAUAUGGUGAUGGCAACCACUCAGGCAUUGGGAGAUAUUCAGUUGGUGACACAAGGGAAAUAUCUAGGACUUCCAAUGGUGGUUACUAGAACCAAACACCAGUUAUUUGGGUAUAUCAGAGACAACAUUCAACAAAGACUGAAAAAGUGGAAAAAUAAACUGUUGAGUACUGCGGGGAAAGAGGUUAUGCUUAAAUCUGUGACUUUGGCAAUGCUAACGUAUACUAUGUCUUGUUUCAAACUCUCCAAGAAAUUGUGCAAGGAAAUAAACUCCACCAUGGCUAACUACUGGUGGGGCGAGGCAAAUGGGAAAAAUAAAAUGCAUUAG
Coffea eugenioides is the source of this 393-nucleotide messenger RNA. RefSeq lists its product as uncharacterized. The coding region runs from base 1 to 393 and encodes 130 amino acids. Lineage: Eukaryota; Viridiplantae; Streptophyta; Magnoliopsida; Gentianales; Rubiaceae. The record is from RefSeq and is a predicted model, not a curated record. The transcript has a single exon.